This is a messenger RNA of Ixodes scapularis (black-legged tick), 1830 nucleotides long. RefSeq lists its product as uncharacterized. The transcript is spliced from 4 exons. Lineage: Eukaryota; Metazoa; Arthropoda; Arachnida; Ixodida; Ixodidae. The record is from RefSeq and is a predicted model, not a curated record. The coding region runs from base 860 to 1399 and encodes 179 amino acids.
UCAUGAGUGUAAGACACAGUUCGCGUGUUCCGUAGGAGUUUGGUGAGCACUGUAAGCAUACAUGGAUGAGCGGGAACAGUCCGUCAUGUUUACUCUGAGCAUCUGCUAGUCGUUAGGGGCGUUCUGGUCUGACUCAAGAGUUGAGGUUCCAGUAUAUUAAUUCUUUGACAAAUCGAGAUAUAAUGGAGUUGUAGAGACCGCAGUCGUAGCAGAAAGCUGGGCAGGGUGUUCCUACAAACAUGUGUUAUGACUGACUGUACGAAUUGUGCAUAGAUGCGUCGCAAGUUCAUACCAAUGCCAGCUACGUUUUCUAUUUACGAAACGUUCGCGUAGUGUCCUCCCACGCUCUGCAACUGUGGCUGCCCACGUGUAGUAAAACGGUGAGCGGUUAGUGAUCGAGGCAGGCAGCCAUUUAAAAAUCCCAUGUCACAAAUACAAAAAAGUAAAAGCGCUUUUGUUUUUCCGUUUCGAGGUUUGCGAAACAUUUCAGCCAUCCCACUCGCAGGUUAGGACAAGUGCAUCGCAACGCGCAGAUGGUUCUCAACAGCUGGAAUUGCACACCAUACUACAGCUCAUGCCAAAUAAACAACUAAAAAAGAGAUAAUACACUUGGACUGAAAGUACCACGGGCACAUCUGGUGCAUUUACGUCCAAAUGACGUCCUGACCCUUCCACGUGGUCCUUAUAGAUGUAGGCUUUCGGAAAACAAUAAAAACAAACAAAAGACAGGGUGCAUUUUUGUUUUUAAUCUUCAUUAAAAAAACACAUCUUUUCGAGUACGGAUAGUACAAUUGUCUCUUGCAUCAAAUGUCAUUUUUUUUAAAUACAAGUUUGUUGGCGUCAUGCAUCGAGUUCCGGCAUGUGUGAGUUGCAGCUGUGCCCCGAUCCUCAGAAUCUCUCAAAUUUAGAGCAGCUCAUACGAAUCCGUAUUGUCAAGAUGGCCGGGUCGUCAAUCUGCUUCCCACUCCUGGCAACAAUGUUCCAAUGGGCGACAGCUUCAAGCUCAGAAUGCGACCAGACACCCCUCGCCACGUUCGACCUGAACAAGAUGAUAAACUGCGGCUUCAACGGCGAGUCCUGGUCCAUCUCCAACGUUCCAGGCGAGCCGCUCUUCUGCGGGGCGAAUAUCAUCGACAAGACAAGCGACGGAAACCUACUUUCAUACGACAUCGACGGACGAACCUGCAACAGGCUGCCGUUCAUCUACAGCGUCCGAAAUGGCGCCAAUGAAACGAACUUCCUUGAGCGUGACCUUGGCAAUGGAGUCAGCCGCUACGUGACCUACAAGAGCACCUGGACGAGCGCUGGAAAAGACCAACUCGCAGCCAAAGCUGCCACAAACUCGGCCCUAGAUUUCGUCCAGGACUACACGUUCGACUGCGCGAACGGAAAUGUCUAGUCUCCAAUCUGCGAGUCAGCGCCGAAAGCAGUGCCGAACACGUAGGCGAGUAAUUAUAAUGCAAUUAAAUGCAAAGGUGCAAGCGAGCUGCACAAUAAUGAUGAAAAUAAUCCCUGGAGAAGGGGAACAAGAGGGACAGUAUCGCUUCAAGAUCUCGUACUGGCGACACCGCCGCUCGAGGUGUUACGGACAUGAGCGAGCAUCACCAGGGGGUUGUGCCAUCACUUCAAAGCCAACCGACAGCCGCGAUGAAGAUGGUCGCCUGUAAAUUUGCCCAGUUCUUUUGGUAACUCGGUUAGUAUGUGCAAUCCACUUACAACGAUACCACAUAUAACAAUUUGCCGCUUUUAACGAUCAGUUUGUAAGAGUUUCUAGGCUAGAAACUAUCAAUUUCCAGUCCAUAUACCACGAUAAUCGGUUAUAACGAUUGA